UUGAAGAUUUUUGGACACACUGAUGAGAAGGAAAUCGAUGACAUCAUCUACGUCAACUGGUUGUUGUUGGUUUGGGGUGGAGUUGGAGUGGCCAUGGAGCUGUACAACCCAACUCAGAAGACCUGGCUGCAGGCUCAUUACCAGGCACGGUUCGUGAUCAUGAAAGUGCUGUUGGAAGCGGGAGAGGGUCUGGUCAGUGUAACGGAAACCGAGCCGGGCAAAAACUUGCUACUGAAGUUCGAUCGCAGCAAAAUUGAAACCGUUGGCAAGGAAGCUAUCAAGCAGUUCUUGCUCAAGUUGCAGUAUUACAAAUCGACCGGGGACUUUGUCGGGGCCAGUAAGAUGUACAACCACUACUCGGAGGUGAGCGAGGACGGCCCGUUCCCGUGGGCCAAGUGGCGGGACAUCGUGCUGUUGCACAAGAAACCACGGUUGAUUUUCGUGCAAUCGAACACGCAGCUGGACGAGAACGGCGCCGUGCAGCUGAAGAAGUACGAGUCCAAUUUCGAGGGCUACAUCAAGUCGUGGACCGACCGUUUCCCGGAAACCGGCAUCGAUCAGGUCCUGGAACGAAUCCACGAACAAGAUAAGCAGUAUUUUCAGGGAUUGUACUAGAUGAGGAGGACUGUCCCACGGGAAGAUUUAACUGCAAUUUCGUAUGAAUAAACUUAUAUGCAACAGUUUCUAUAGAAA
This is a messenger RNA of Uranotaenia lowii, 693 nucleotides long. Its product is annotated as dipeptidyl peptidase 3-like. The annotation marks the transcript as partial. Gene Ontology annotation, cellular component: cytoplasm. The transcript has a single exon. Gene Ontology annotation, molecular function: dipeptidyl-peptidase activity. The record is from RefSeq and is a predicted model, not a curated record. NCBI's taxonomy places the organism in Eukaryota, Metazoa, Arthropoda, Insecta, Diptera, Culicidae.